Molecule: messenger RNA, 495 nt
Organism: Kwoniella botswanensis
Lineage: Eukaryota; Fungi; Basidiomycota; Tremellomycetes; Tremellales; Cryptococcaceae
Exons: 2
Coding region: 1-495 (164 amino acids)
Source: RefSeq, a predicted model, not a curated record
AUGCCCAUCAUCCUAGCUUCACUGGUAUUCGCAUUUGCUCUCGCUGCCUUACCUUCCACUGAACCACUCUCGCCGGACGAGCAGGAACAGGCAGAGCAUGUUGCUUAUCUAAAAGCUGAGCGGGAGAAGAGGAGGAGGAAGAUUCGGCAGAAAGAAGAAGAGGAAGAUAGGAGAAGAUCGGAGAACAGGAUGCUCCGAGAAGAAGCUGAAAAGAGGCGGACGAGGGGGAAAGAUUUGGAUUUGGAGAAGGAUGAUAGAUGGAUUAGGAGGAAAUGUGAUUUGGGAUUAGGAUUGCAUUUGCCAUCUGACGAGUCUAAUGGAUCAUCGAGAGGACGAUUGGUAUCUGAUAUAUAUCCUACAAAUGAACACAAGAAAACCCAUCUUCGUAGAUCAUCUUCAGUUCCUUCUCUAUCAUCGACCUCAAGUGUCAGUUCAAGCUCGAGGGAUUCAAGUCCUGGGAGCUCGCCUAAGAGGUUUAGUGUGACUCUUGUGUGA